Molecule: messenger RNA, 1100 nt
Organism: Dermatophagoides pteronyssinus (European house dust mite)
Lineage: Eukaryota; Metazoa; Arthropoda; Arachnida; Sarcoptiformes; Pyroglyphidae
Product: peptidase 1
Biological process (GO): proteolysis
Molecular function (GO): cysteine-type peptidase activity
Source: RefSeq, a predicted model, not a curated record
AUAAAAAAUUUGUAGAUCCAUUUGUAGAUUCGUAAAGAAAAAUGAAAAUCAUCAUUGCAUUAUCGGUGGCCACCAUCUUGGUGAGCUUCGUCAACGGCCAUGGUCGUCCAAAAUCAAUCACCACAUUUGAACAGUUCAAACAAACUUUUGGUAAAAAAUAUGAAAAUAUCCAACAAGAAAUGGAAGCACGAAAAAAUUUUCUCGAAUCCUUACAAUUCGUUCAACAAAACAAAGGAGCUGCUAUCAAUCAUUUAUCCGAUUUGUCAUUAGAACAAUUCGAACAAUCCUACAUGAUGAGUCAAGCGAACAUUGCUGCCCGACAAUCCAAUGCUCAAAUGGAUUUCUGCGAUUUUGAAACUUCGAAAGCUUCCACAUCAAAAUCAUUGGAUUUGCGUUCGUUGAAUCAUUUGACACCGAUACGUAAUCAAGGUGCAUGCGGUUCAUGUUGGGCAUUCGCCGGUGUAGCUGCUGUUGAAUCAGCUUAUCUAGCAUUCCGCAAUCAAUCCAUUAAUUUGGCUGAGCAGGAAUUGGUUGAUUGUGCAGCCAGACGUGGUUGUCACGGUGAUACUAUACCAAGAGGUUUGGAUUACAUUCAACAGAAUGGUAUUGUCGAAGAACAAGCAUAUGAGUAUAAUGCUCGAGAAAACAAUUGCGAACCACCGGAAAAUCCAAGACACUCGAUCGAGCAAUAUUGUCAAAUUGAUCAUUCGAAUGUUGAAUUGAUUAAAACAGCAUUGGAUAAAUAUAAAUCGGCAGUUGCUGUCAUAAUCAAUAUCCAUAACAUUAAUGCUUUCCGCCAUUACGAUGGAAGUUAUGUAAUAACAACUGAUCGUGGCAUUAUUCCACAUUAUCAUGCUGUCAAUGUUGUCGGUUACGGAACGUCACCCGAAGGUGUUGAUUAUUGGAUUGUACGUAAUAGCUGGAGUGAUAAUUGGGGUGAAAAUGGCUAUGGAUAUUUCGAAUCCAAUGAAAAUCUUAUGCAUUUGGAAGAAUAUCCUUAUGUAGUCAUGUCAUUGAAAUGAUGACCAAAACCAAAUCUAACUUUAUUUUCAAAACAAAAAUCAAAAAAUCCAAUAAAAUAAUACAAAACAAUAACGCCA